UCUCCUCCCCUCUCUCUCUCCUGGAUCCCCCUAGAGCUGAGUCAGGCAUUCGCCUUCCCUUUCACACCAUUGCAGCACUCAGCCACUGAACAGCCACAUCCUGCACCCAGCUCAGCACCAUGGCCAGCACCGUGUCAGCCUACAAGGAUAAAAUGAAGGAACUCUCCGUGCUCUCCCUGAUCUGCUCCUGCUUUUAUUCCCAGCCGCAUCCCAACACCAUCUAUCAAUAUGAAGACAUGGAGGUGAAGCAGUUAAAUAAAAGGGCGUCUGGCCAGAGCUUCGAGGUCAUCUUGAAGUCUCCCUCCGACUUGUCACCAGAGAGCCCUCCAGUUGCCGUGUCCCCCAGAAAGAGGGACAUUUCUCUAGAGGAGCUGCAGAAAAGGCUUGAGGCUGCAGAAGAGAGGAGGAAAUCCCAGGAGGCGCAAGUGCUGAAACAGUUGGCCGAGAAGCGAGAGCACGAGAGGGACGUCCUACACAAAGCGAUAGAAGACAACAAUAACUUCAGCCGGAUGGCGGAGGAAAAACUAAACUACAAAAUGGAGUUGAGCAGGGAGAUUCGUGAUGCACACCUGGCCGCAUUGAGGGAGCGUCUCCGUGAGAAGGAACUUCACGCAGCGGAAGUUCGCAGGAACAAAGAGCAGAGAGAAGAGAUGUCUGGAUAAAAGCCAACAUCACACACGCUUCCACGUCAAUUCCCUAAAUCAGCAAAUUAUUUUAUUUAAAGUUCAUUCAUCAUUCACUCCAUGUCACCAAACCUUUGUCUUUCCCCCAUGGCUCCUUUAAUCUCACCUUCAUGACAUAACCAACCUGGGGGGUUGUUUAAAAUCCGUAGGAUAUUAUAUAUGUAUCGCACGCCUAGAAAAAAAUAUCUUCAAGAGAAGUGAGCCCCUUCCAUAUUUUAUUCUGAAAAACCAUAUAAAUCCAGAUGACCGUGUGAGUCCCUUGUCGCUCGUUGGAAAAAAAAAAUAGAUAUUUUGCACUAAGGAAGUUAUGGAUCAGUAAAGAUUGGCAGGUGGACGCCUCUGAAGACCUUAGUGAGAUCAAUUCGGUCUGUUUAAUGUCCUAUGGAUUAGUUUAGCAUAUUUUAUAAUGAAACAAUGCAACAGCGUGCAAUUUCUUUUAGCUUGUGUUGUAUUUCAAACGAAAAUUGAAUCUGGUUAUUUUGGUGGUAAUAUAUCUUUAGUUUUGGUUAUGUAAGAAUAAAACUCUUGAGUAUUCGAUGAAAAGAAAAACAAAAAAAAAGGGAAAACAUAACUUAAUAAUGGCUACAUUAAAACGGAAGGAUGUCAGACGGAUUGGGAAAAAAAAUGAAGGUAAAAUAAAACUUCUCAGUUUUAACUCUGCGAUUAAGAUGAGAAAUUAAAUUUGGCCUUUACAAAUCUAUCUUAUGAAUUGCUUCCAUACUAGGGAGAUGUCAAGGAUAUGCAAGUCUUUUUAAAGUUUAAGUUUUUUUACCAAUGAAUUGUACCAAGAAAUUGUCUAACCAGGCUCAUGUGAGGCUCAUGCCAGGCAAGUAGAAAUUCACACCUGGUGAGUGUAAUAUGGACCACCCAGGCUUGCAGUGGCAAGUAACUUUUAAAGCCUGGUUGGUGGUGUAGGCUGCUGGCACUAUAUAUAGAGAGAUUGAGAUUUGGAUAGUCUAUUGAUUGGUGCAAAAUGUUUGCGGUGACAAUGAUGCUCUGUGGGUCACACUCACAAGAGUGUGCUUGAGUAGACUCAUUAGGCUUAUAUGUAUCAAAGAGAAAAAAACAUAAUAAAUGAAAGAAAACAGAAUUAUAUCUCUAGAUAAAAUAUUGUUUCUUCAUUAUAUCAGAUCAUUCUCUCUUCAUGUGAUGUGUAUGGUCCAUCAAGCCUUUACUUUGAUGUGUUUGAAAUGAUAAAUAGUGUAUGUUGAUACAGAAUAUUAUAGAGGUCCCUCGUGUUUGGAAGCCUAAGGUGGGAGGUUGCUUGGAGGCCAAGUUUGAUUUCUUCUGGAGGUAGCUUGAAGGCAGCAGUUUAUGUAACAUAGCACUAGUGGUGGACUUGCUUGACUAUAGACUUCCUAACUGUCUCUACAAUGUUUCUCAGGAGUGACUACAGAGGCCUGUUAACUGGAUGUAUAGUUUAGUUUUCCAGUAUCUAUCUCUAAAUUUAGUCUUCUAGUGUCUCUUAUGGUUCUAGCAUUUACUAUUCAAUACAUUUCUCUAAGUAUCAUACCAAUUUUGGGGUCUUGAAGUCUCUUGUCAGAAUGAAGAUAUACCUCGAGGAGACUUUGUAGUAUGUCAGGUUUGGCUCAAUUUUACUGUUAGAAUAACUGUUGGUGAUGGCCAGUGAUUGACACCAGUUCAACUUUCUGGGCAUAUACAGGCACACAUAUAUUUUACACAUAAAGAAAUCUGGGUCACGAUCAUUCGGAAAGGUUUCAAAAGUAUUUGGACAGACUACAAGAUCCAGAAGAAAGACUGAAGGUCAAAAACAUAUAGGAAAUGUACGUACAUGAGAGUGGUGGAUCUGUGCAUUUGGAACAGGAAUAAUUUGUUAAAUGGUCUUACUGUUUGUUGCCUAAUCACUACUGAGAACCUUUAGACGCUAGAGAAGAGCCUGAAUUUGCUACCCCCCUAAAAAAUGUCAACAAGAUAUUGAUAUGUCAAACAUAUUCCUACACAGGAGGGGUGGAGGGGUUCAGUCUUUUUCUGUUUUGUUUCCUUCUACUUAUCAUGGUACACAUUUGUAAUGAAAGCAUGAAAAUAGGCCUUUCCCUUAUUCCUAGCUGGACAGGUUGGUGGGGAUGUCAAGGUCCAAGAUAAGCUUGCAAGUGGUGGAAAUUUCAAGCCAGUAAACCAGAUUGUUGGUGUAACCAUUACCCAUUUAAGGUUGGACGUUUUAAUUAUCUGAAAGUACGUGGGCACAAUGAAGGUAUUAUUGUCCUUUCCUCCUUUUAAUGUUUUAAAUAUUGGGUCAGUGUAAUUUGUAUUGCUAUCAGACCCCUGAAUGCUCUCUGUAUCUUCCUGUACUAAAUCCUGUUGUCUGGUAUGGUUCAUAGCUUCUCAUUAAAGUGCAUUAUCUCGA
Molecule: messenger RNA, 3048 nt
Organism: Pelobates fuscus (common spadefoot toad)
Lineage: Eukaryota; Metazoa; Chordata; Amphibia; Anura; Pelobatidae
Gene: STMN3
Product: stathmin 3
Exons: 5
Coding region: 120-662 (180 amino acids)
Biological process (GO): microtubule depolymerization; regulation of microtubule polymerization or depolymerization; neuron projection development
Cellular component (GO): cytoplasm; neuron projection
Molecular function (GO): tubulin binding
Source: RefSeq, a predicted model, not a curated record